UGCGGGGCCGUGAGGGGCCGCGGGGCCCGGUGCCGCCCCCCCCGCUCCCCGCUCCCCUCCCGCCCCUUCCCCGGCCUCCCCCGCCGCCGCUGCCAUGUUCCUGCGGCUGCUGUCCGACGUGCGGUGGCGCCCGGCCGCCCCCCGCUGGAGCGGGGCCGCCCGCUGCCCGCGGAGCACCUCAGCGGCCUCCUGAGGCGCCGCCGCCGGCCCCGCUGCCGGGCCAGGCGCGGGUGGUGGUGUGCGGGGGCGGCGUGGUGGGCGCCUCGGUGGCCUACCACCUCGCCAAGCUGGGCUGGAGGGACGUGGUGCUGCUGGAGCAGGGCAGGCUGGCUGCUGGUACCACCCGCUUCUGUGCUGGCAUCGUGAGCACAGCCAGGCACGUGUCCAUCGAGCUGAAGAUGGCAGACUACUCCAACAAGCUGUACCAGCAGCUGGAGCAAGAGACGGGCGUGCAGACAGGGUACAUGAAGACAGGCUCUAUAUCACUGGCUCAGACUCAGGACCGACUAAUCUCUCUGAAACGCAUUGCUUCAUCGCUGAAUGUAAUGGGGAUCCCGUGUGAAAUUAUCACCCCGAAGCAAGUGGCGCAGCUUCACCCGCUUAUCAACAUCCACGACCUUGUGGGGGCCAUGUAUGUGCCAGAAGAUGCACUCGUGUCCUCUGCCAACGUCAGUCUGGCUCUGGCGACUGCUGCCUCACGGAAUGGCGUCCAGAUCCACGAACGGACGAGCGUCAGUCACGUCUUGAUCCAGAAGGGCCGUGUGACUGGAGUUGAGACCGACCGAGGGAAGAUUCAGUGCCAGUACUUCGUCAACUGUGCUGGCCAGUGGGCCUACGAGUUGGGCCACUCUGGGGACGAACCAGUCAACAUCCCGCUCCAUGCCUGCGAGCACUUCUACCUCCUGACACAUCCUUUGAAGGAACCUCUGGCAAGCAGUGUACCAACUAUCGUAGACCCCGAUGGCAGGAUCUACAUCCGCAACUGGCAGGGCGGCAUCCUCUCGGGAGGCUUUGAGAAAAACCCCAAGCCUCUUUUCACGGAGGGACGGAACCAGCUGGAGAUUCAGAACCUCCAGGAAGACUGGGAUCAUUUUGAGCCGCUCCUGAGUUCCCUUCUGCGCAGGAUGCCGGAUUUGGAGGCCCUGCAGAUCAUGCAGCUCGUGAACUGCCCGGAGUCCUUCACGCCAGACAUGCGGUGUAUCAUGGGCGAGUCGCCCACGGUGCGCGGCUACUUCGUCCUGGCUGGCAUGAACUCGGCUGGUAUCUCUUAUGGUGGGGGAGCAGGCAAGUACCUGGCAGAGUGGAUGGUAAAUGGUUAUCCGUCAGAAAAUGUCUGGCCUCUGGACUUGAAACGCUUUGGUACUCUGCAGAGCAGUCGCACCUUCCUCCGGCAUCGUGUGAUGGAAGUAAUGCCCCUCAUGUGUGAUCUGAAGGUUCCCCGCUGGGACUUCCAGACCGGCAGACAGCUGCGCACCUCCCCGCUCUAUGACCGUCUGGAUGCCCAGGGGGCCAGGUGGAUGGAGAAGCACGGGUUUGAGAGAGUCAAAUACUUUGUCCCACCUGGGAAGGAUCUGCUGGAUUUGGAUCAGAGCAAAACCUUUUACAAGCCGGACUGGUUUGAUAUUGUGGGUUCAGAAGUCAAGUGCUGUAAGGAAGCAGUUUGUGUCAUUGACAUGUCAUCUUUCACCAAGUUUGAAAUAAGUUCCACGGGAGACCAGGCGCUGGAGAGUCUGCAAUACCUCUUCUCAAACGACCUGGAUGUGCCAGUUGGGCACGUUGUGCAUACCGGCAUGCUCAAUGAGAAAGGAGGUUAUGAGAAUGACUGCAGCAUUGCACGGCUGAGCAAACGCAGCUUCUUCAUGAUUUCCCCCACUGACCAGCAAGUCCACUGCUGGGCCUGGCUGAAGAACCGCUUGCCUAACGACAGCAACCUGACCAUGGAAGAUGUGACCUGGAAGUACACAGCUCUGAACCUGAUAGGCCCCCGUGCUGUGGAUGUCUUGUCAGAGUUGUCGUAUGCCCCCAUAACUCCAGAACACUUUCCCUCUCUCUUUUGCAAGGAGAUGAGCGUGGGCUACGCUAACGGCAUCCGUGUGAUGAGUAUCACUCACACAGGAGAACCUGGAUUCAUGCUUUAUAUUCCCAUAGAGUACGCCCUCCACGUGUACAACGAGGUGAUGAACAUGGGCCAGAAGUACGGCAUCCGCAACGCCGGUUACUACGCGCUCCGCAGCCUGCGCAUCGAGAAGUUCUUUGCGUUCUGGGGCCAGGAUCUGGACGCCUUUACCACUCCUAUGGAGUGUGGACGCGAGUUCCAGGUCAAGCUGGAUAAGGGAAUGCAGUUCGUCGGCCAGGAAGCGCUGCUGGAACAGAAGCAGAACGGCGUGUACAAGCGCUUUACCAUGUUCAUCCUCGAGGACCACGACACGGACAUGGACCUCUGGCCCUGGUGGGGCGAGCCCAUCUUCCGCAACGGCCGCUACGUGGGCAAGACCACCAGCAGCGCCUACAGCUACACGCUGGAGCGCCACGUCUGCCUGGGCUUCGUGCACCACUUCGACGAGAAGACGGGCGAGGAGCUGGUGGUGACGACCGACUUCAUCAACCAGGGCGAGUACGAGAUCGACAUCGCUGGGCAGCGCUUCCAGGCCAAAGCCAAGCUCUACCCCUUCAGCUCCCUCUUCACGCAGCGGCGCCGCAAGGACGAGGUGGAACUGAGCGGCUACCAGAGGGAGUAGAGCUGAGCACACCCCCGCUCCUCUUCCCAGGCUGGAGUCUCCUGCCACCAUCUCCCAGUCCUCUCUCCUCACCCCGCGUAUUUCUUUCUCUUCCUUUCUCGUCUUGCCACUUUUAAACUUUUUUCCAGCGUGUUACAUUUUGUAUAUUUUAAAACUUUUAACUCUCGAGCUUUCUCAACCCUGCCCGUCUCCCUCCUUCAGCCCUUCGCUUGCCAGGCUCCCCCGCGCCACGGUGGGGGAAGGGGAACUCCUUCACGGGAAGGAACUUCCAACACGGGAAGGGUCCAGGAGAGCUCCUGCGGACUGCAGCCCUUCUCUGGCCCCUCGGCUGAAGGCUGGGACUUCCCCUUGCUCCCCACAAACCACUUUGUAGAGGGGUCGGUGCGUUGGUGCGCGCAGCAAUAGUCUGAUCAGCUACCUCACUGGCACAAGGCGAAGCGCCGCGUGAGCAGCAGCGAGCGGACAGGUUUGGGUUAUCACCCAGCUUGUUCACCAUUUAUCCACCGUUUUUCCCUACCAGGGAGUCGAGUAGGCUUAACCAUCAGAUCCCUGGGGUGACAGUAGUGCUGGUAAGUUUUUUGGUGUUGUUCCCGUUGGAUUUUUUUUUGCCUGGGGUCGCUGAAGCUAGACGGCCUUCUAUAAAUAUAGCCGAAGAGCAGCAUGUGUGUUUGACUUCCGUAAAGGAAUGGGGUUGGGUUUUUUAUUAGCAAAAAUACCGAUUUCUAACAAGGGCAGAUGUUAGUGUUCAAUGUUCAUAGCACUGUUGAAAUGCUGCUUCUGUUUCAGCUGCACAGUGUACAGUCUCUGUGAAUAUUCCUUCACUUUCCUUUGUGUGUGUGUGGCUCCAUCAGGCUUGUCUGGCAGGGUUUCAUGUAAAACCUGUGUGUGUUUAUGGAACUUGAGCAGCAGGAGGGGAUGAUAUCUUGUGGUUUUGGCUGACUUCGGUUGUUCCAAAACUAGAGGAAAACCCCGCAGCGCUCAUCUCACCUGUGGGGCUGGGACGACCCCGAGAAACACGGGGGAUUCUGGUGGUGACAGCAGCUCCUGCAGGACUCCAGCAAGGUGUCUUCUGUUCUCUCCUCAAAUCUGUUGCACUUCUCUUUGUAGUACCUCUCCUGAAGGGAAUGAAAGAGGGAGUUUGGGGCUGUGGAAGUUGGGUUCCGAAUUGCUUCAGGUGGUUCAGGGGCUUCCCCCCUUCUUGGGGUGUCGGCGUGCUCCGAUUCAAGCACUGAUGCUGAAGAAAACGGGGAGUGCUGAGUUGUACCGCACGGAUUUACGCCCUUCCCUUCCCAAUGUGAGCACAAUCAGAACCGAAGACGUUCUCUGUUUACUGGAAGGAGACCUGGUGGGUGUUCUCCCUGCCUCUGGCACCCACACACUCAUCAUCGUCUUCCCACUGCUGCUGAUGCCAGCGUCCUUGGGGAGUUUAAUCACAGCUUGCACGGAGGCCAGCCCUGGCAGCAUGGGGAUCGCUUUGUAAUCCAGAACCUCGUGGGGCAUUUUCUUUUUCGCUUAACUGGUGAGCAUCAGUAGUGUAAAUACGAGCUCGAAACCUCUGCAAGUUGUUGCUUUGGGUUUUUCUGCUGCUUUAGUUGCUUUCGGUCGUGUCUUUGCUCUGCCAGCUCGUGAUGGAGAUGUUCUCAGCGCACAAAAGGAACUGGAUGGCCCUAAGGCAAGAAGUGCGAAGGGAAAAACCUUUACACCUUAAAAACAAGUUGUCAGAGCAAGUUCCCCCAUUCAGGGAGACGCAGAACCUGUGAAACAGCGGUGGAGAAUCGGGGCAGGGCGUAGGAUGAAGGGAGGAGGAAGGAUUCAAGCUAGUGGGCUAGGAGCUUGGACGUAGAUGUUGCGUCUUUGAGCGUGCUCUCCUUUGUAAACGGUGAAUUCCUUUGUAGCAUCUGGCCUCUUUAAGGGAUUUCAAACUAAACUUGAAAUGGACGUGCAAAAAUUCCCCAGGCUUCCCAAAUCCCUGGGUGCUGCUCUCCGAAUUGAAGUUGUGCCUGGUGUAUUAGGAUAAAGGGAUGGAAUGAAAGGGUGACGAGACAUCAGCAGGCUAACACCCAGUCCUUUUGUGCAUGGAGAGAUGUCGUGAUCCCACUGUGCCCGUUCUGGAUGCACGUACCAAGGAGGACCUCUACCCUACAGGCACAUUACCUGAAAAUCAUGCACUGGGGCUCUCGAGGAGGAUGCCUGUGCCACGUGUUGUCGCUGGAGGGACAUGAGAGGCUUCCCUGGGAGGACACCAAGUGACACCAAGUGCUAGCUGAGGCAGGCUGAAGUACUGAAAGCAGCUGCUGGAGAGUUCUCAGCUAAACCACUCUCUCUGGCGAGUUAUAAUUAGUACAGAGCAAACCAAAAGGUCAGCAGCGUGUGUCCUCUCGGUGCUGAAGCAUCCCUUCAAUUGCAGCCAGGUUAUAUUCCUCUUCGUGUUUUUUUUUCCCCUAUUUUAUAGGUUCCCCUUCACUCCUCAGAUAACCUGUGAUACGGUUUUCUCUUCCCGCAGCAGUCCUGACAACAAAAAUUGUGUUUUGCGAGCUCCUUCUGCCGUUACGACUGCUCGGGUUUAUUUUGUGUCUAGAUCUAUCAGUACCAGGAGCAGAGAACAAGGAUAAACGUGCAUCUUGCAGGAGGUAGGCAGUGCUCUGCAGCGUCAGCCUGCUGCUGGAGGCUGCUGGCAGUCCUGCGGCUCGCAGCUGCUCCUGCUCUCCCUGUGAUGAGUUCUGGUUCUUCCGUGUCUGAACCUGGAGGCUUCAGCUGCUGCUCGAGAUUAGUCUGCGACUUCUGGCAGGUAUUUCUGGCCGUACCCCGAGUCGUCUGUCUUCUUCAGCUCGGGUGGCAGCCGAGGGGACAGCUGGGUGGCAGCUUUUAGGACAGGGCCAGAUGCUGGGGCUGAGCGAGGUGCCUCUGGCGCAGGAGGAGCAGCAGCAGGACGGGGCGCACACCGCGUGUGGUGGUCGCAGCAGUGUCUGGUCUCCGAGUCUCCCUUCCCCAGCGUGAGCAGCCCUGCAGGUUUCCUCCAUCCAGGCACCUUUGCCAAGACUGAGGCUUGAAGGGAGGUUGGCUGGAGUUUGCUAUGAGAAAGGAAUUCAUCUUUUUGGCUGAAAUACGGAGGUGGAGCAUAACCCACAUUAGGAUAACCGUGUUACUCAUCAGUGACGACCAUUAAAUGUGCACGUGGCACUUGUAGGUGUGCUUUUUCUUCCGCAAAAGCCAUAUUUCCGUGGGUUUGCUGACAGUGGUGCAUCCACCCUGCUGUGGGGUGUCCCUGGAGGCCAGGAAGGUGCCGCUUGGCCGAGGAGCGCGGGGAGCAGGCGCCAGAGGCAGCGCUUUGUGGGCAGCCCGCUCCAGCUCCCCUCAAUGACUUCUCCAGGCGUGCUACGUGGCCUCACCCUUGUGUCCUUGCCUAAGCUCUCGUAUUUUUCAGUCCCUGAGGGGGUGCUGAAACGCUGGAGUAAACCUGGUGUUAGAGGAGAAGGACUCGAUGGUUUGUCUUUGGUGGCCUGAGGUUAAAAUCAAAGCUGCGCAUUCGGAAACAUUUUCAGUUCCAGGAGUGUGUGCUGUGGUGAUUUUUCACCUCUGUCUUUGCCGGGCUUAUUCCUCCUCGUCUGCUCCGUGCUGACACCGGUGUCUGGAUCUGACGGGCCGUGCUGGGGCAGUUGUUGCUCCUCUGUUAGUGGCGAGGAGCAGAGGCCUUGUGCCUGCAUCUCCAGGUCUUGCUGUAAGCAUGGGUUUGGCUUCCCCCUUCCCGCUGCUGUAUUCAAGCUGCCGCAGGUCUCGUUGCUGUUCCCCUGACACCCCCAGCUUGGCGGGUGCUGGGACCUCUCGUGCGCAGCCUUCCUCUCUUCGCCCUGCCCGGCGCCUCAUCGCCUGAGCCAGCUUUGCUCCAGAUCUGUCUCUUUGCAUCAAUUUCAGCUCUGCAGCUUCGAGGUGGUGCCACCGCCCUGCCUCCCGCGGGCUUGUGGCUCUGCCUGCAGCUGCCUUCGCUCUGGGACUACAGCCCCGUCCCCUGCAAGCCUCUCCUUGGGGCCUGGAGAGCUCAUUGUGCAGGAAGCUGGACCGAGAGCCAGAUGAGGUGAAAAAUAACACUAUUUUUUAAAUCCUAUCCUCCGUUUAGAGCAGUGCAAGCUCCAGGCGGAGCUGGGGCAGCAUUAGCUAAGAACCAAGCAGCCAGGCACGGUUCCCAACAUGACUUUUUUCCCCGCUGCUUCUCCUUCAGGUGGAGGAAGCCGUGCCCUGAUGGAGGAGGUGGGGAGCGUGUAUGGGGUUGCCCAAAACUCUCGUUUCUCCCCGGCGUGUUCCUGCAGGCAGCAGCUAACCAUGCUGGUGCAGCGCUCACCUGGGGCUGCCCGUAGCCUUCCAGCACGCUUUAACCAAAACGUUUACAUUUUGAGAAGAAAUGUCCAAAAAAAUAAAAGCAGUUUUCCAUGUUUGGAAAAGAAAUUGCUUGAAAGGGCAGAGGCCUUUCUUGUUUCAAACAGAACGCUGCUGCUGGUGGAGUCCAGCAAAAACUUCUUCACCUUCGGAUUUGUCUUCCCAAAUGUUUUUAUUGUCAUACUUGAUCGCCUUGAUUUUUUUAUUUUUUUUGCCCACGUCGGGAUGCUUUUUUUGUGUUAAGCUACCAUUUCUGUAAGUGUUUGUUAGGGCUGGUUGCUUCUUUUUUUUUUGUUGCUGUUGUUUUGAAUGUGCAGGCAGGAAACGGGGCGUGGGGGAGAAGGGAUUCAUGUCACCAGACGACUCCAAGCUGUCUCUGAAAAGCAGUUGGGAAUUUUCUUUGCACUUUACACUUUUCCUUAAACGUUGUGAUUGUAGCGUGCUUAGAGCCCUCAGCGAGUGCAUUUGAGGGAGGGAAAAAAAACCAAACCUUUACGGAUUUGUAAAUGCCUUAAGGCUUUUUGGCUGGGUGUUUGUGCACUGCCCGUGCGUGCCGCUCCGUUUCUUGCUGUGCUCGGGGCGCACGGGGCAGGCCGGGAGAGCCUUGGCAGAGCCUCGGCGCCUGUUCCUCUUCCUCCAGAAGUGGGUUUAUUCAGGAUGUUGCUCGUGCUGUAGCAGGUUCGAGGGUUUCUCAGUGCUGGGGACCUCGUUUGUGCUCAGAUGGCCGCGACUCCUCAUCUCCUGCUCGUCCCAGGGCUGCGCUGCUGCUGGCGGGAUGGCUUCCGAGCUGGCGUCGCCUCGGUUUGGGCACCCUGCCCGGUCCGAGCGAGGCAUCUCCGUGAGGAGGAGCGGUGAUUUAUAACAGAAGAGGCUCUGGGGAAUGGUGCUCGCUCAUAUUUAUUGCUUUGGCCGAGCUGGUGACAGCUGACCCUCCCACGCACGUGCUUGACGCCGGCUGCGCCCGCCAGCAGCAUGGUUACCCGGCGGCCACCACCGACGGAUGCUCCGCUUCGCACGGACAGCAGCAAGCCCUGAAUCCUCCUGCCACCAGAACCCGAGGCAAGUUCACUUCGAGUCCCCAUUCUAUCCGAAAAAACCCUUUCUAGUGCCUUAUGCUUGCGAAUGUCGUGCAAUGGACGUGGCUGAGGCGGCCCAGGUGAGGUUUCCCCGACCGCUGCGCCCAUCGCAGGGCAACCAGCGGCUGGAUCCUGGCAGCGUGGUGACGCUUCCCAGUCCCUUCAGCCGUGGGGUUUGUGAAACAUCCCCCCGGGGGCUGCCUCGGGGGGGUUUGGGGGAGGCAGAGGGGUUCUGAGGGCUGCGCCCAGCUGUGGGGUGAGGGGCGGCAGUUCCCCAGUGCACACAGAGGGGUGAGCUCGCUGCUCGCCUCCGAGGCCGCGUUAUUUCGUGUGCUGUAUUUAUAUCGUGCUUUACUUCAUUUAAUUUUUUUUGGUUGGCUUCAACGUUGCUGGGUUUGUAUAUUAAUAAAGAGGCGUUUUAACUACUCCCGAA
This is a messenger RNA of Anas platyrhynchos (mallard), 8618 nucleotides long. It is a transcript of the gene PDPR, whose product is annotated as pyruvate dehydrogenase phosphatase regulatory subunit. Gene Ontology annotation, cellular component: mitochondrion. The record is from RefSeq and is a predicted model, not a curated record. Gene Ontology annotation, molecular function: protein binding. NCBI's taxonomy places the organism in Eukaryota, Metazoa, Chordata, Aves, Anseriformes, Anatidae.